AUGUUCCCUGACCGGGUCAGCCUGAGAGACAGCAGUGUGAAGUUGGACCUCUGCUCGAGGCUAUCUUUGGACCUUACUAUGGAGCUGUGGGUGCAGCUGAGGCAGGCUGGACUGGAGGGCCUUGGAUUGGGUCCACCCCCACAGGCCCUAAGGAUGCCCCCGCCGGAGGGGAACCCUGGCCAGACCCUUAUGUCCUCAGGGACAGAACUUGGGGGCACCAGGGAGAGGCUGCUGUGGAUCUGGGAGGAGUUGGGGAACCUGCGCAGAGUGGACGUCCAGCUGUUGGGACAGCUGUGUCACCUGGGACUGGAGAUGGGGGCCUUCCGGGAGGAGCUGGCCACCAUCCUGGAAGAGGAGGAGGAGGGCUGUGUUGGGGAAGAGGAUGGCGAGCCUCAGGGGAAGCAGGAGGAGGGGCAUCCAGAGGCCUCCUAUCCAGCCCUGAGCCUCCCUGACUUUGAGAUGACCAUCUGA
Phodopus roborovskii (desert hamster) is the source of this 471-nucleotide messenger RNA. Its product is annotated as glutamate-rich protein 4-like. The record is from RefSeq and is a predicted model, not a curated record. NCBI's taxonomy places the organism in Eukaryota, Metazoa, Chordata, Mammalia, Rodentia, Cricetidae. Bases 1 to 471 code for a protein of 156 amino acids. The transcript has 3 exons.